UGUACAAUCGCUUCAAUGAAUUAAAAACAUGCUUGGAAAUUGAGCUAACACUUUAGUCAUUCUAAAGAUCUCUCUGUAAAAGUUUGUUCAAUCGUAUAUAACUUUGAAAUAUAUAUUUAUACAAUUUAAUUAAAUGCUGAUCAUUAAAUCAGUAUGACCUCGAAAAAAAUUAUUUUUAUUCUUCUUAUUACUCUAUUAUCCUUGUUUAUCGAGGAUACCGAUGCUGGUUGGAAAUUUUGGAAAAAAGAUAAAAAAGAUGAUGUAUCAACACCAACACCAGAUAUAACAUCAUCAACAAUAAGCACGACAUCAACAACAACACCAACAACACCAACAAAACCAUCAUCAAAUUCAAAAUCAGGAAGUGCAACAAAAGCAAUUGCUGGAGCAGCUGAUCCUGGUUUAGCAAUAGGUGUUGGUAAUACAGGAACACUUAUUAAAAAUAAUCCUCAACCAAAAAAACCAAAUCCAGGCACUGAAGUUGGUCUUGAUUUUCCAAAUUCAAAACCAACAAGACCAGGAGUUGGUGGUAAUAAUGGUCAAGGCUAUCGAGAUUUUAUUCUUGACUUAACUGGAACAGGUGAGCCAGGUAAAUUACCACCAAAAUUACCAUCUCAACCACCAGCAUUAGCUCCAAGUGUAACACCAACUACUAAAAAACCAUCAGGCUUAGUUCAACCUGUAGUUACUCCAAAACCUGCACCAACUCAACCACAAUUAAAUCAAGGAGGACAAACUCCAAAACCUAGUCUUCCUGUAUCUCCAUCACAACAGCCUGCAGUAACUCCAAAACCUACUUCUUCAUCAGUAGGAAUUAAUCAGCCAAUUCCUGGUCAAAAUAACAAAGCCAUUCAUCCAGCUAUUCCAGAUAAACCACAAGUAUCUACAUUAAAUAUUGGUCCUCUUGUUCCUACUGUUCCACCAACUUCAACAACUGGAGGUAAAAGUUGGGCUGAAAUAGCUGGUAGUGGUGGAAAAAUAACAUCAACAACAACAACUCCAAUUUCUAUAAUUAAUCCUGGACGUUUACCAUCAACUCAAACAAGUACAUCAGCUUAUUCAAGCAAUCCAACUUACAGCAAAGGCAAUCAAGUAACUGAUGAUGAUCUUGUUAAACUCAGUGAAGCUUUAUUUAUUAAAGACGCCAAUAAUGCAUAUCGUUAUAUAAAUUUAAAUUUACAAAAACAAACAACUGGAAGUAAUAAAAAAGAUGAAUCUCCUCAGCCAUUAUUUACAGUCAAUUCACAAGCUUUUAAUAUUCCAACUAUAGCCAAAGUAAUUACCAUUUAUGACAAUUAUAAAUUAGAUACAAGAGAAAAUGAAUACAUCAGUCCAGCUCAAAGAAAUGAAGAAAGUUUAUUAGUUGAUACUUUUUUGAGUACAAAUGUCAUGUCAGCUGCUAUGAGAUUUUUGGCUGACAAAGGAUUUAUUGCCAAGGAUUAUUAUGCAUACAAAGAUGUGUUGAGAAAAAUUUGGUUUAAUUUAUAUUCACGUGGUGAUGGAAAAAUUGGUAGCUCAGGUUUUGAGCAUGUUUUUCUAACAGAAAUUAAAUUAGGAACUGAAUUAACUGGUCUUCAUAAUUGGAUUUAUUUUAAUGCUGAAGAAGUUAAAAAAAGAGCAAAUUAUCUUGGUUACAUUAAAAAAGUUGAUCUUGGUGAUAAAGCUGCUAUUUUGAGUGUUCAUGCAACAUUCAAUGGUCUUGAUAAGCCAAUAACAACUAUUUUUGUUGGAACAUCACCAGAACUUGAAAUGGCACUUUAUACAGUGUGUUUUUUUGUACGUAGUGAAAAAUCAUGUCCAGUUUCACUUGGUGGAACUAAAUUCAAUAUCAUCACUCAUAAAUUUAAAUAUCGUGGAAAUGAAUUGAUUGGAUCUGCAUAUCCAGAAAUAUAAAUUUCAAUUACAAAAAAAUUUCAUAACAAUAAUAAAUAAGAUUACCUUUUGUUAUCUGUUAAAAAUUUGAAAAAAAAAAAUUAUUUUAUAUCAGUGUAGAAAAUUUACAAUAUAAUGUUGUAAUAUUUCGAAAAAUUUGCUUUAGAAAUUUUUUACUGUAAAAAAUUUAAACCAGUGUAUUUUUUAAAGAAAAAAAAAACAAAUAAAUAUAAUAAAUGAAAAAAAAAAUAAUAGAUAAGUAAUAGAUAAAAAUUAUCUAUGUAUUUUUUUUUUUUUUUUUAAAUCCUGUGAUUGUGAUCCUAGAAAUGCAUUUGAUAAAAAAAAAGAAAAAAAAAGUCAACAAUUUAUAAGUAAAUACUUGAGUGUAAAUAAAAAAAAUAAAUAAAAAAAUAAUUUAAAAAAGAAAAG
Molecule: messenger RNA, 2301 nt
Organism: Aphidius gifuensis
Lineage: Eukaryota; Metazoa; Arthropoda; Insecta; Hymenoptera; Braconidae
Product: poly(U)-specific endoribonuclease homolog
Exons: 3
Coding region: 154-1893 (579 amino acids)
Molecular function (GO): RNA endonuclease activity
Source: RefSeq, a predicted model, not a curated record